Messenger RNA from Cynocephalus volans (Philippine flying lemur), 774 nucleotides. Its product is annotated as deoxyribonuclease gamma-like. Gene Ontology annotation, cellular component: nucleus. Gene Ontology annotation, molecular function: deoxyribonuclease I activity; DNA binding. The transcript is spliced from 7 exons. Lineage: Eukaryota; Metazoa; Chordata; Mammalia; Dermoptera; Cynocephalidae. Gene Ontology annotation, biological process: programmed cell death involved in cell development; apoptotic DNA fragmentation. The record is from RefSeq and is a predicted model, not a curated record. Bases 1 to 774 code for a protein of 257 amino acids.
AUGAUGAAGACUGUGGCCUCCCUGCUGCUCCUCCUCACCAUCCAGGGCACCCUGGCUCUGAGGAUCUGCUCCUUCAAUGCGAAGUGCUCUGUGGGAAGCACGAAGGGAAGACGGGAUCCCAUGGAUAUCCUUGUGAGGAUCAUCACACGCUGCGACAUCAUGCUGCUGAUGGAAAUUGAGGACAACAACAACAUGAUCUGCCCCACUCUGAUGAACAGGCUGAAUGGGGAAGAGCUGGUGUCUGUGAAGAAAACGAACUUCUACCAAGACUCUAAACGCGUGGACGUGUCUCCCGGGGAACCCUAUGCGGUCUGGUUCCAGUCACCCAACACUGCUGUCAAGGACUUUGUCAUUGUCUCCCUGCACACCAAAGCCACGACACCUGCCGAAGAGAUGGACGAGCUUAGUGCUCUGUGCACAGAUUUACAAAGCCGUUGGAAGGCGAAGAAUUUCGUUUUCAUGGGCAACUUCAAUGCUGGCUGUAGCUACGUUCCGCAGAAAGGAGUGAAGGCUAUGCCCUUCAUGGCCGACCCCAGCUUCGUUUGGCUGAUUGGGGACAAUCAGGACACCACAGUCAAGAAGAGCAAUGGUUGUGCAUAUGACAGGAUUGUGCUUAAAGGACAAGAGAUCGUCCGCUCUGUUGUUCCCAGAUCAAACAGCACCUUUAACUUCCAGAAGGCUUAUGAGCUGACUGAAGAGGAGGCCCUGGCGGUCAGUGAACACUUACCAGUUGAAUUUCAGCUACAGUCUUCAAGAGCUCUCACCAAAGGAUAA